This is a messenger RNA of Merops nubicus (carmine bee-eater), 5307 nucleotides long. It is a transcript of the gene PHIP, whose product is annotated as pleckstrin homology domain interacting protein. Gene Ontology annotation, molecular function: protein binding. The transcript is spliced from 36 exons. The record is from RefSeq and is a predicted model, not a curated record. Lineage: Eukaryota; Metazoa; Chordata; Aves; Coraciiformes; Meropidae. Gene Ontology annotation, cellular component: nucleus. The annotation marks the transcript as partial. Gene Ontology annotation, biological process: cytoskeleton organization; regulation of transcription by RNA polymerase II; regulation of cell shape.
GUGAAAUAUUACAGACACUUGGCACCUGAUCACUUGCUUCAAAUAUGCCAUCGACUUGGACCGCUUCUAGAGCAAGAAAUUCCCCAAAGUGUCCCUGGAGUGCAGACGUUACUAGGAGCUGGCAGACAGUCUUUACUUCGUACAAACAAAAGUUGCAAACACGUUGUGUGGAAGGGAUCCGCUCUUGCUGCGCUACACUGUGGGAGGCCUCCAGAGUCUCCUGUAAAUUAUGGCAGUCCACCUAGUAUAGUGGAUACCCUGUUUUCACGAAAACUAAACGGAAAAUACAGACUUGAACGCCUUGUUCCAACUGCAGUCUAUCAACAUAUGAAGAUGCACAAACGAAUUUUAGGACACUUAUCUUCUGUAUACUGUGUAACUUUUGAUCGGACUGGCAGGCGAAUAUUUACCGGAUCAGAUGAUUGCCUUGUAAAAAUCUGGGCCACAGAUGAUGGAAGGUUGUUGGCUACCCUGAGAGGGCACGCAGCUGAAAUAUCUGAUAUGGCAGUGAACUAUGAAAACACCAUGAUAGCUGCUGGAAGCUGUGAUAAAAUGAUCAGAGUUUGGUGCCUUCGAACUUGCGCACCCUUGGCAGUUCUGCAGGGCCACAGUGCCUCUAUAACAUCAUUGCAGUUCUCUCCACUGUGCAGUGGCUCAAAGAGAUACUUGUCUUCAACCGGGGCAGAUGGAACAAUAUGCUUUUGGCUGUGGGAUGCUGGCACCCUUAAGAUAAAUCCAAGGCCAACAAAGUUUACAGAACGCCCUCGACCUGGAGUCCAAAUGAUCUGUUCUUCUUUUAGUGCUGGUGGAAUGUUUUUGGCCACUGGGAGUACAGAUCACAUCAUUAGGGUUUAUUUCUUUGGAUCAGGUCAGCCAGAGAAGAUAUCAGAGUUGGAGUUUCAUACUGAUAAAGUUGACAGCAUUCAGUUUUCCAAUAGUAGUAGCAGAUUUGUAAGUGGAAGCCGGGAUGGAACAGCACGAAUCUGGCAAUAUAAGCGGAGGGAAUGGAAAAGCAUUUUGUUGGAUAUGGCUACUCGCCCAGCAGGUUUACAAGGAGUUGAAGAUAAAAUCACAAAGCUGAAAGUGACCAUGGUGGCAUGGGACCGCCAUGACAAUUCUGUUAUAACUGCAGUAAACAACAUGACCCUGAAAGUCUGGAAUUCUUUCACUGGCCAACUCAUUCAUAUUCUUAUGGGACAUGAAGAUGAAGUGUUUGUACUUGAACCUCAUCCAUUUGAUCCAAGAGUUCUCUUCUCUGCUGGACAUGAUGGAAAUGUCAUAGUUUGGGAUUUGGCAAGAGGGGUCAAAAUCCGGUCUUACUUCAAUAUGAUUGAAGGACAAGGACAUGGGGCAGUUUUUGACUGCAAGUGCUCUCCUGAUGGACAGCAUUUUGCAUGUACUGAUUCUCACGGUCACCUUCUGAUUUUUGGCUUUGGUUCCAGUAGCAAAUAUGACAAGAUAGCAGAUCAGAUGUUCUUUCAUAGUGAUUAUCGGCCCCUUAUCCGUGAUGCCAACAACUUUGUCCUGGAUGAACAGACACAGCAGGCUCCACACCUUAUGCCUCCCCCAUUUUUGGUUGAUGUGGAUGGCAACCCUCAUCCUGCAAGGUAUCAAAGACUAGUUCCUGGUCGUGAGAACUGCAGGGAGGAACAGCUUAUUCCUCAGAUGGGAGUGACAUCUUCAGGAUUGAAUCAAGUUCUUAGUCAACAAGCAAAUCAAGAAGUUAGUCCCUUGGAUAGCAUGAUUCAAAGACUUCAGCAGUAGCAGGACCAGAGGCGCUCUGGGGAGGCAGGAACCAGUAGUACCAGCCGGAUAAGCAGAGGGUCUGUAAGUUCUACCUCAGAAGUACAUUCACCACCAAAUAUCGGCCUGAGGCGCAGCGGGCAGAUCGAAGGCGUGCGCCAGAUGCACAGCAACGCCCCGAGGAGUGAGAUAGCCACCGAGCGAGACCUGGUGGCUUGGAGUCGAAGGGUUGUGGUGCCCGAGCUCUCUUCUGGUGUGGCCAGUCGGCAGGAAGAAUGGAGAACAGCAAAGGGAGAAGAAGAAGUGAGGGUGUAUCGGUCGGAAGAGAAAAGAAAACACGUAACGAGUCACAUUCAAAGAGAAAACAAAAUUCCUACUUUCCCUAAGAACCAUUCUCAUGAUCAUUUAUUAGACACUAGUGACUCAAGAAAACAGCAAGCUAACCAGCACAACUACCGUACGAGAUAUGCAGUAGAAGAAACUGCAAGGCCUGCUGAAGAGUUAGAAAAUGGACACAGUUCCUCAGAUGUAAGAUUUCUUUUCAUCAGGGGAUCUUAUAUAGAAGGGGAAAUCGUUGUUGCCAGUGGUGGAACAUCAGAAGAUGAUGAAAGAGCGUGGCACAGUGAUGGCAGUUCUAGUGACUACUCUAGUGAUUAUUCUGACUGGACAGCCGAUGCAGGCAUCAAUUUGCAACCACCAAAGAAAAUUCCUAAAAUUAAAACAAAGAAAGCAGAAAGUAGUUCAGAGGAUGAAGAAGGACCUGAAAAACAAAAGAAGCAAAUCAAAAAGGAGAGGAAGAAAGGGAUUGAGGAGAAAGAUGGACCAUCAACAUCACCAAAGAAGAGGAAACCCAAAGAGAGAAAACAAAAGAGGCUGGCUGUCGGAGUUCUGGCAGAAAAUGGUUUGACACUGGAAGAAUGGCUGCCUUCAGCAUGGAUUACAGACACUGUGCCUCGUCGGUGCCCAUUUGUGCCACAGAUGGGGGAUGAGGUCUACUAUUUCCGACAAGGUCAUGAAGCAUAUGUUGUAAUGGCCAAGAAGAACAAAAUAUAUAGCAUUAAUCCCAAGAAACAGCCAUGGCAUAAAAUGGAAUUACGGGAACAAGAGCUGAUGAAAAUAGUUGGAAUUAAGUAUGAAGUGGGCUUGCCUACUCUCUGCUGUCUUAAACUAGCUUUUCUUGACCCUGAUACGGGUAAACUAACUGGAGGAUCGUUCACCAUGAAGUACCACGAUAUGCCAGACGUCAUUGACUUCCUAGUUCUGAGGCAGCAGUUUGAUGAUGCGAAACACAGGCGAUGGAAUAUAGGUGAUCGUUUCAGGUCAGUGAUAGAUGAUGCUUGGUGGUUUGGAACAAUUGAAAGCCAGGAACCUCUUCAGCCUGAUUAUCCUGAUAGCUUAUUUCAGUGCUACAAUGUCUGCUGGGACAAUGGUGAUACUGAGAAGAUGAGCCCUUGGGACAUGGAACUGAUACCAAGUAAUGCUGUAUUUCCAGAGGAACUGGGAACUAGUGUUCCUCUGACAGACGAUGAGCGUCGGACACUGCUCUACAAACCUCUGGAUGGAGAGUGGGGUUCCAGAACUCGAGAUGAGGAGUGUGACAGAGUUAUUGCAGGGAUAAACCAACUCAUGACUCUAGAUAUUGCUUCUGCAUUUGUGGCACCUGUGGAUCUUCAAGCUUACCCAAUGUAUUGCACUGUUGUGGCAUAUCCCACAGACCUCAGCACCAUUAAACAAAGACUGGAAAGCAGAUUUUACAGGCGCCUCUCAUCGCUCAUGUGGGAGGUUCGGUACAUAGAGCACAACACGCGCACCUUUAACGAACCUGGGAGUCCCAUUGUCAAAUCUGCCAAGUUUGUCACAGAUCUUCUGCUACACUUCAUAAAAGACCAGAGUUGCUAUGACAUAAUUCCAGUAUACAAUGCAAUGAAGAAGAAAGUGCUGUCUGACUCUGAUGAGGAAGAAGAGAAAGAUACAAAUGUGCCAGGAACUUCCACUAGAAAAAGAAAGGAUCAUCAGCCCAAGCGGCGCCUGCGUAACCGAGCUCAGUCCUACGACAUUCAGUCGUGGAAGCAGCAGUGCCAGGAGCUGCUCAAUCUCAUCUUCCAGUGUGAGGACUCUGAGCCCUUCCGACAGCCGGUCGAUCUCCUUGAAUAUCCCGAUUAUAGGGAUAUUAUUGACACUCCUAUGGAUUUUGCUACUGUUAGAGAAACACUGGAAGCUGGCAACUAUGAGUCACCGAUGGAGUUAUGUAAAGAUGUGAGACUUAUUUUCAGCAAUUCCAAGGCCUAUACACCAAGUAAAAGAUCAAGGAUCUACAGCAUGAGUUUGCGCCUUUCUGCUUUCUUUGAAGAACACAUAAGUUCUAUUUUAUCAGAUUAUAAAUCUGCCCUGCGCUUUCAUAAAAGAAAUACAAUAAAGAAACGAAGGAAAAAAAGAAGUAGAAGCAGCUCAGUUUCCAGCAGUGUUGCAUCCAGCCCUGAAAGGAAGAGGAGAUUGAUAAAGCCCCAGCUGAAGGCAGAAACUUCAGCCACCUCUUCGUUGUCUGCGCCUGCACGGGCCACAGCCCUGAGACACGCUCCGCCCCAGGUGAACGGGAAAGCGGCUGAAGCCUCUUCCCUUGUGCGGACGAGAAGCAACAGGGGGACACCAGACGUGGCUGUUCCAGAGCAACCAUCUACUUCUUCAGGAGCAAAGCCUUUAACAAUAAAGCCUUUAAUUACAAAGCCUAAUACUACUGCAGGGCCAGGAAAGUCAGUACUGGAAAACUCAACCAAACAUUCCAAGAACCAGAAUGUUGUAUCAAUCCCUAGCCAAUCUGAUUACAGUCAUAACACUAGGAAUAACUCCACGAGAGAAAAUCCAGAGAAAGAGAAGCAAAUCAAGCGCAAAGUAAAAUCUUCCACUGUUAAUCAACAAGCAGACUGCAGGAAUAACGCUCUGGCAUCGGGCAGCGUCCAGGUGAACGGCCACGGUGGGCAGCCUCCGAAGCCCCCUGUGAAAAGAGGUCCCGGAAGGAAACCCAAGGUGGAGUCCAAUAACAGUAGCUGUGAAGUGGUGCACAAGAAGAGAGGCAGAAAACCAAAAAAGCUACAACUUGUUGAACAGCAAAAGGUUGCAGAGCCAAACACAAUCCAGACUGCAAGGGACACGCCAGAAGAAGCCUCUGCUUCUACCGCAUGCAAUUCUCUUUCUGAAAAUAAUAUGAAGGAAGACUUGUUACAAAAAAAAGGCCGUGGGGGUAGGAAGCCAAAAAGGAAGAUAAAGACCCAUCAACCAGGCUCGGACCUCUUAGCUCCUGUGAAUGUUAAAAUGCAGACAAGAAGCAGGAGGAAAAAGAUAGAUGAGCCUAUGGAGGAGGGGUCUGAAGAGCUUAAAGAUUCUUCUGAACCUCACAUGAGAACUAGAAACCAGGGUAGGAGGACAGCCUUUUACAAUGAAGAUGACUCUGAGGAAGAGCAAAGGCAGCUAUUGUUUGAAGACACCUCCUUAACUUUUGGAACAUCUAGCAGAGGCAGAGUCCGAAAGUUGACUGAGAAAGCAAAGGCUAAUUUAAUUGGUUGGUAA